CCAAACCAUUUGCCAAUCCAUUCUUUGAUCACAGACACAUGAAAAGCGGAACUACGAGUGAUAUACCGCUCUGGCGUACUCUUACGAGCGAAAUCUAUGAUGACGCUUUGCUUGAUCGUGUACGAAGGAAAAUCUUUAGCAAAGAGCUACCAUUCCGGAGGAUCCCGAAAUGGCCGUUCGCAUAUGCCAGGGGAAUAUCGGGAUCCCAUAAAGCGACUCCCAUGGAACUCCCCAUGGAAGAUUUUGACGAUAGCGAAGCAGUGGAGCAAGGUUGCACCUACGAACUUGCAAGGAGCUAUAAGCUAUUCAACGAUGCGAUCGACAACAUAGUCAGAGAUGUAAACAGCGAAUGUCGUAGAGCUAGUAAGCGACGAAGAUGGCAUUGUGGUAAAGAAUCAGACAAACGACGAAAAUCAGAAAAAGCUACCGAGUCAAAAGCAACUGUCGAUGGAGACGAGAUAGCAGAUACAGAGGUCAUGUCAAACUUGGAUUCUACGGAUGAGGAAGAAUACCCUGUGGGUGUACCCGAAGAUGCAUCUCUUUCAAAUAUAUCGAGGCUAUGCUUACAUUCCUAUUUUGCCAUGCUUGAUGAUAUUGCUUUAUUCGAUGAAGCAAUGGGUCAUCACCAACCUAAAAUAAGUUGGAAAGCAGUAUUGUCCAGUGCGUUAGCAACUGGUAUACCUGCAGUUGUCGUGGAUUCUGUCCGGAAAAGAAUGGAAAAUCUGAGCAAAGAUAAAUAUCCAGAGAUCUGUGAUGUAUACCAAAAGCAUCAGCAAGAGUCCAAUCCAUUGCCGAUGUUUACCGAAGCGCGCACUCCCGAAAUCGCAGAAAUCGAAAAGCAAACAAAAACAGCGGCGCCGCCGUGGAUAUCUGAGCUAUUAAGCAAAUCACCGGAAGAGCAAAGAAAAUUGAUUUGGGACAUUGAAGCCAAUUAUCUUGCUAAACAUUUUUGUCCUUGAACAAGGACAAAACCUGUUGCAGAUCCUCACUUCUUAUUAAAUCCAAUCCUUUUCACACCCACAUUCCUACAUCAACCACCCCCAUCGUUUUUCAUCAAAGUAAAGCGAAAACCAUCC
This is a messenger RNA of Radiomyces spectabilis, 1076 nucleotides long. RefSeq lists its product as uncharacterized. Lineage: Eukaryota; Fungi; Mucoromycota; Mucoromycetes; Mucorales; Radiomycetaceae. The coding region runs from base 39 to 959 and encodes 306 amino acids. The transcript is spliced from 5 exons. The record is from RefSeq and is a predicted model, not a curated record.